Molecule: messenger RNA, 924 nt
Organism: Puccinia graminis f. sp. tritici CRL 75-36-700-3
Lineage: Eukaryota; Fungi; Basidiomycota; Pucciniomycetes; Pucciniales; Pucciniaceae
Exons: 7
Coding region: 162-614 (150 amino acids)
Cellular component (GO): membrane; endoplasmic reticulum; nuclear envelope
Molecular function (GO): glutathione peroxidase activity; glutathione transferase activity
Source: RefSeq, a predicted model, not a curated record
CGUCCACCCAAUGACGUAUGCUGCUCUGACUCUCGAGGAAAACAUUUACAACCCCUCACGCACGAAGGACGACCAUCUUAUCUCCAGACUUCGAAAGAAAAACCAACAAUCUCACUGCAGCAAUCCCACUUUCAAAACAAAGAAGUCUACAAACAGUUGUGAUGUCGCCUUUGAUCUUCAGUUUCCCUCAGGAUUACGGGUAUGUCACCCUUGCAGCAGCGUCUACUGGAUUUCUAGGCUUGUUCCAAACCAUGGCCGUAGGCAGGGCGCGCAAGGCAGCCAAAGUGCCGUACCCGAUCGCCUAUGUCUCUCACGAGGAGGCGCUUGGCGACCCAGCUAAGAUGAAAUUCAAUUGUGCUCAACGCGCACAUGCCAACACCUUAGAAUCGUUACCCUUUUUCCUGUUCAGUCUGCUAUUUACUGGCCUCAGACACCCUCGUUUUUCAGCCAGCUGUGGUGCGCUAUGGGUCGUUGGUCGAGUUUUCUAUACUCUAGGUUACAACACUGGAGACCCUGCUAAACGAUCCCGAGGUGUAUUCCAUAAUUUCGGGACUCUAGGUCUUUUGUUAGGCUCUACUUGGGUGUCAUUACAAAUGGUGAUGGAGACUUUUUGAUGGAGGCAUAUAUUGGAAGAUGCACGAAAAAUAUCUGAUGUAGCUCAUUCAAGAUGGCUACUGAUCAUUACCUUGAAAGCUUGUAGCAGAUUUAUGACCAGAGAUCCAGGUUCAAGUCACUGUAAAUGUAUCUUGACUGCUUUGGUGCCUCAUAUUUGUGGUAGCAGCCAUGGAGAUUCGAAAGAGUGACUGCUCUUGUAUAGACACGGUAUGGACCCUUAUUAUCGUGUCUCUGCGAUGUGACUGCCUAGACAAACCAUGGGAUGACAUGCGAAUUCUUGGUGGGCAAUUUUCACACAAGGUUUGCUGC